ACAUCCACAUCCCCACUACCGCCCAUUCCGCCCAGGCCUUGGUCUCGCAUUCACAUUCGUUGGCCGGCCCGUUUCCUUUUGACUCCACCAUGGCCGCCACCUGCUCUUCUGCCCGAAUGUAUUGUUCUUGUGCACUUGCUCAGCGCUGCGGCUGCAACUCCGACGACGCGUCAUUCUCUUCACGCCAAAGCUGACCAUCAUGAGCGCACGACCAACUUACUCGCAGCCUCAGAUAGCCCGGUAUUUCGAUCGGCUCAAGCUACCGCAGGAACAGCGCCGAUAUCGCGUGGCCGGCCUGCCUGACGCCGACAUCUUGAACUACCUGACGCUGCUCCAGAAGCUGCAUCUUGCAGAGAUUCCCUUUGAGAACUUCGCGCUGCACUACUCAACCCACCACUCAGUGUCUGUGCACCCGGAGCAGCUGUUCAACAAGAUCAUCGGCGACAAUAAUGGCCGCGGUGGCUACUGCAUGGAAAACAACUGCCUUUUCGGCACCCUGCUAACCUCGCUCGGAUUCACCCUCUACUCGGGCGCCGGUCGAGUCUUCGAAGGCACCAGCUCGGGGGGUUGGAUGCACUACAUCAACUUUGUCACCAUUGGCGAUAUCAAGUACCAUGUUGACGUUGGCUUUGGCGGCGAUGGUCCGAUUGCGCCCAUGCCUCUGGAUCCCACAGGCACGGUGCAGAAGCACAUUCAGCCUGCGUCGGCUCGCCUCCAAUGGCGCAAUAUCCCCGGUAACGUGGACCCUAACCAGCGUGUUUGGGUCUACGAGUACCGGAGGAGCGAUGCCAGCGACUGGGAAAUGAAGUACGCGUAUUCCGAGCUCGAGUUCCAGCCGCAGGACUAUGUCGCCAUGAACUAUUUCACCAGCACUAGCCGGCACAUCUUUUUCACAAGCAAGAUUAUAGCACACAAGAAUAUUCUUGAAGACGGCGAGUUGAUAGGCAAGAUGAGUAUGGUAGCUGCUACGCUGAAAUGGAACAUACACGGGGAGAAGACCAAGGAAAUCGAGUUCAAGAGUGAAGCAGAGAGAGUUGAGGGGUUGGACAAGUACUUUGGCAUCAAGCUCACCCAGGCAGAGCGCGACGGCAUUGCUGGUAUGCCUUCCGAGAUUAAGUAGAAAAGAAUUGAUUGCUUAACAUCUACCUGGUGCGUGUCGCUUGACAUACUGCGUCGUGCGUGUACUAGAGAAGUAUAUAGGCCUAGAAGAAUCGUUGCUCGCACCUCCACGGGUUGUUGAGUUCGAAGCCGGCGGGGGCGACGGCCUGGUCGGUCUGGCCACGCAUGAAGCCCGUCAGUCGGCGGUCGCGUUCCAUCACUGGCGUCGUGUGAGUGCAUGCAUAGCAUGAGGUCAUGGUUGAGUGGAGUGGUACUUUGCCUGUCCCAUGCAUCGAUACCCCGUCGCGUUCGCUUUCCACCGUUCUGAAUCUC
Bipolaris sorokiniana ND90Pr is the source of this 1431-nucleotide messenger RNA. RefSeq lists its product as uncharacterized. The record is from RefSeq and is a predicted model, not a curated record. Lineage: Eukaryota; Fungi; Ascomycota; Dothideomycetes; Pleosporales; Pleosporaceae. The transcript has 3 exons. Bases 200 to 1120 code for a protein of 306 amino acids. Gene Ontology annotation, molecular function: acetyltransferase activity.